CUCAACCGACCACCAAUGGCGAAACCCUAAAUCUCCCUCCCUCUCUCUCUCUCUCUCUCUCUCUCUCUCUCAAUCUAGGGUUUCUUCUCUUUCCCGAAACCCUAGCGCCUCUCGGGAUUUCAAAACCUAGGGUUUCUAAAAAUCGCCAAGUUCUUGCAAUCUAAGGUUUCGUUUCGUCGAAGAGCUAGUUAGCUAGGGUUUUCUGAGAGGCAUGGCGGAGCACCUAGCGUCGAUCUUCGGUACGGAGAAGGACCGUGUGAAUUGCCCUUUCUACUUCAAGAUCGGUGCUUGCAGGCACGGGGACCGCUGCUCCCGCCUCCACAAUCGGCCCACCAUCAGCCCCACCAUUCUUCUGUCCAACAUGUACCAACGGCCAGAUAUGAUCACGCCGGGCCUCGAUCCUCAGGGCCAGGCCAUCGAUCCCCGCAAGAUCCAGGAGCAUUUCGAGGACUUCUAUGAGGACAUCUUCGAGGAGCUCUCCAAGUUCGGCGAGAUUGAGAGCCUCAACAUCUGCGACAACCUCGCUGAUCACAUGGUCGGCAACGUUUACGUCCAGUUCAAGGAGGAGGACCAGGCCGCCGCCGCUGUCCAGGCCCUCCAGGGCCGCUUCUACUCCGGCCGCCCCAUUAUUGUCGAUUUCUCCCCCGUCACUGACUUCCGCGAGGCCACGUGCCGCCAGUUCGAGGAGAACAGCUGCAACCGUGGCGGGUACUGCAACUUCAUGCACGUAAAGCAGAUUGGCCGGGAGCUGAGGAGGAAGCUCUUCGGGAGGUACCGGAGGUCGAGGGGGAGCAGGAGCCGGAGCCGGAGCUCGAGCCCGCAGCAUCACCGGAGGGACUCGGAUCGGCGGGGUGGGGAUUUCCGGGAUCGUGGCGGGGAUUACCGUGGGAAUGGGAGGAGGGGCGGGGGCCGGCAUGGGAGACAUGAGGGCGAUGGUGGGAGACGGAGGCAUGGGAGCCCGAGGCGGGCCAGGAGUCCCAUUAGAGAAGGGAGUGAAGAACGAAGGGCUAGAAUUGAACAGUGGAAUAGGGAAAAAGAGCAAAAUCAAUGAUGGGCAUGGGUUUCUUUUGGUUCUUUUGUUGGGAGUUUGUGUUUACAAAGGACUCGUUGCGGAUUGUAGCUGGUUUCGGUAUUGUUCUGCUCAUCCCUGUCGCCCAUCCUUUUGUUUAGUGUCCAUUUGCUCAUCAAAUAUGGAGCGCAUUUUAAAGGAGUGUUCACAUUUCCUGGGCUAUGCCGGGGUUAGUUGGUGGUCUUCUUUUGGCUUGGCAUGAUGUAGGAAUUAAGAAGCAGGAUAGGGAUAUUUGGAGCCUUAGUCUUCCAGCGUGCCUUUGGGCGAUAUGCGAGGAAAGAAACAGGUGGUGUUUCUGAAAUGCUAGUAGCAAUGUAGAGCGGGUGUGACCAAGGGCAAUGAACUUUGUAAUUGAAUGGGCCUCUAGUAUUGAAGGACUUAAAGAUUGUUCUUUUCCAUUCUAGUUUGUUAUUAGCUUGCGCCAUCUCAGUGCUCCUCUUAAUAAAAUCUUUGUUACCUUAAAAAAAGGAUUAUUUUAUCAAGUAUAGAAGUUUUCCUGUCACUCACAGUUCAUUGAUCUGAAGAAAACAAAACAUUCUUAGCC
Molecule: messenger RNA, 1613 nt
Organism: Magnolia sinica
Lineage: Eukaryota; Viridiplantae; Streptophyta; Magnoliopsida; Magnoliales; Magnoliaceae
Product: splicing factor U2af small subunit B
Exons: 2
Coding region: 212-1051 (279 amino acids)
Biological process (GO): mRNA splicing, via spliceosome
Cellular component (GO): U2AF complex; spliceosomal complex
Molecular function (GO): metal ion binding; pre-mRNA 3'-splice site binding
Source: RefSeq, a predicted model, not a curated record